AUGUUGCGUACGGUAGUGAAGUUACUUAGUCUUCCCUUGACUGGGGCAUUUGCGUCUCAGUACUACACCCCAAAAGCAUAUCAUGUCGGCUCGGGUCCUUCAAUCGAUGGGCUUUCCGAAUUUAAUGGUGGGAGUAUUGUCUUGAACAGCACUCAUCCAGUCUUGACACUAGAUUAUGGGACUGAGAUUGAGCUCAAGUAUAGUGAGCCUUUUGAUGGGUUACAACUGCCAUAUGGUGACGGGCCAUGGCUAUUCAUCAAUGGACUUGCCAACUCAUUCCGCACUGAGACAUUCAAUAUUACCUCGGCAGGGAAGAGUGAAGCCCUUUUGCUCCAGGGUGGAUUGCGUUGGCAAUCUAUAACUCUUCUCGACAACUACACCUUGACUAUCACUAAUGCUGGCUUACGACCCUCCGUUAUCAUCAAUGUUACCCAGGACUUGCGAGGCAGUUUUUCAACAUCCAACGACGGCUACCAAGAGGUUUGGGAUCUCGGAGCCCGGGCCGUGCAGGCAGCAUGCUAUGAUGCGGGGUCUCAACCUUCAACAUGGCAGAUAACACAAGAUGGCGCCUUUAUUCCAGGUCAAUACCCUGCUGUCUCCGCUAAAGGAAAUGGGUUUUCGAACUAUACACUUGAGUUUCAAACAAAAAUCACCACCGGAGGCACAGGAUGGAGAGUUGCAGGCGGUGCAAACGGUGGAUAUGUAUUACAGAACUCGAAUAUCACGGCACUGCCUCGGAAUAGCCUCGUUGCAGGGUAUGGCUUUAGUAUCAUCGACCAAAUUAUACUAUCCUCGGCUCCCCCGCAAACAUACUCUGUCUCUCAGGUUGAUAUUGAGGAGGAUACAUGGUAUACUAUCCGCAGUACAAUCAACGCAACCGGCUAUUCAGUUUCUUUCAAUGGAAAGGACAUCGCAUUUGUGACUGGUGGCCCAUUUGAAAGCUAUCUGAACACUGGAUGGGGAACAGGCGACUUGACAGAAGGAACGUUUGGCUUCGGACCGUACCUCAAUCAUGCAGCCUACUUCAAAAAUGUCUCUGCCUUCGCGAAUAAUGGCACGUUGAUAUACUCCAACCCAAUGACAUCCGAUGAGAUUCUGGAAGAAUACGCCAUAGCCAGUAACUCAUACGCGGUAUGUCUUGAUGGAGCCAAACGAGAUCGAGCAAUCUGGAUUGGAGAUUUCGCCCACACAGCGCGUAUAAUCGCAGCUAGUACCGGUCGCUUUGAUUUUAUCAAGAGCAUGAUUGACCUUGAGUUCGACUGGCAGUACCCACCAGGCCCUGCACAUGGACUUGUUCCCAUACAGGCGUACAUGGGUGCUGGGAAACAGUAUCGCGAGGUUUACUACCCAUCCGAGUUUGGAGAAACGGAUUAUCAAUUCUUCUUUCUUCUCACAUUGGGUGAUUACUUUGCUCUUACAAAUGACACAGUCACUAUAAAGAAUUACUGGAAAGGUACAAAGCUGCUUGUGGAGACCCUGGUUGAUCGGUACCUUGACCCAUCUUCGGGCCUCAUGGCAAAUGCCGACGCAUCUUGGUUUACUGCACAAGGGACACAGAACGCCACAGCUCCGAACGCGCUCUUCGUCGUUGCUCUGAACCAAUUGAUCAAUAUUGCAAACAUCAUGAGUGAUAAAGAAACGGCGAACUCCUGGAAGGAACUGUCGAGCAAUACUAGCAAUGCCAUUAACCAACUUCUUUGGAACGAGAGUCUUGGAGCUUAUAGUCUCUCGCUGUCACAACCCAAUGACACCGCGAUAUUAGCUACUGCAUUCACGAUUCGUGCAGGCAUUGCAUCACCAGAGCAAGUUGAAACUAGCAUUGGCCGUCUCAGCGAUGUCUUCUUAGACAUUGGAUACAAGUACAAUUCAGUCACGGGGGAUAGUGUCAACACGCAAUUAUCACCAACCACUCAAGGAUUCCUAUUCGAGUCACUCUUCAUUGCUCACCUUAAGUAUAACGUGAGCGCUGAAAGCGUCCUCCCAGCAAUCAAAAUCCUCUCGAAGACUUUAUGGCCCAAAAUGGUAACUCAGAAUGAAUACUAUACGGGUGCGAGCUGGGAAUACCUUUAUGCCGAUGGAACCCCUGGUAUAGGUACUUUCACGAGCUUAAGCCACCCUUGGGGUGGUGCUGCGACGUACAUAUUUUCCAAUUAUAUUCUGGGCGUUAGAACUGAGUGGGAUGAUAGCAUUGAGAGAUAUACGUGGGUUUUUGAUCCGGCAUGGGACAUUGUGCGGGGAUUGGGACUGAAAUGGGCGAAGGGUUCAAUCCCCUUAGCGGGUGGUGGGUAUAUCCAGGCUGAAUGGGAUGAUUCCAGUGCAGUCCCGGUCAUGACUGCUAAAGUUAUUGGAAAUGAAACAAUCCAAAUUCAAGCUGAGAUUAGAGCAAAUAUUGAGUAA
Penicillium malachiteum is the source of this 2397-nucleotide messenger RNA. RefSeq lists its product as uncharacterized. The record is from RefSeq and is a predicted model, not a curated record. Bases 1 to 2397 code for a protein of 798 amino acids. The transcript has 4 exons. Gene Ontology annotation, biological process: carbohydrate metabolic process. NCBI's taxonomy places the organism in Eukaryota, Fungi, Ascomycota, Eurotiomycetes, Eurotiales, Aspergillaceae.